GAUGACCAUCUACAAUAAGCACAUGGGAGGCGUCGACGUUUUCAACUCCCACAUCUCCAUUUACUGUCCCUACUUGAGGUCGAAAAGAUAUUUUUUUCGUGUUUUUCUGCACAUUCUUGACUUGACAGCUGUAAAUGCUUGGUUGCUUUACAAGAGGAACGUCAUGAAAAAACGCGAUCAGUACACUGAAAAGCUACUUCCGUUGGCUGAGUUCAGGAUGGACCUGGCUGCAUCACUCUGCAAGGCUGGGAAGACGGCGCUGAAAAAGCGAGGAAGGCCUAGCAAUGAGUCAAUAGUACAAGCCUCUGAUGAGAAGAAAAAAAAGGGACCAUCAACUCCAACUCAGGAUUUCAGGCUAGACCAUGUUGGUCACUGGGUUCUUUGGAGCAAGAAGCGGCAGCGCUGCAAGCUUCCUGGCUGCACAGGAAUCUGCAUGAGCUACUGCGUUAAGUGUGGAGUGCAUCUCUGUUCCACAAACAAGAGCAAUUGCUUUUUUGUGUACCACACUACAAAAUGAGUCCACCGUUUCUCAUUACUUACUGAUUACUGCUCAAGGUAUAGAACCAACCUUUUCAAGCAAGCAAGUGAAAUAGCUUUCUAUUGUACGAUGUGUUCCCCCUUGCUGAUUCUCAUGUAAAUAAAUGUUACAGAUUGAAACACAAUAACCAGGGCUUUCCUCAACUUUUUCUUUAUGUGCACGUUGUUGCAAAUAUGCAACGUACCCUUUUUCUGCCAAUACAAACUGUAAAAGUCCACUGAAGAUAUUUUUUUUAUUGGUACAACUAUUGUUAUGGUUCCCUGCAACGACAUGAAUAAUUUUAUGG
This is a messenger RNA of Dermacentor andersoni, 824 nucleotides long. The record is from RefSeq and is a predicted model, not a curated record. NCBI's taxonomy places the organism in Eukaryota, Metazoa, Arthropoda, Arachnida, Ixodida, Ixodidae.